UGAGCUGUCUCUAGAUUGGAAGCAUCACAGCCUUCCUCAAGUGAUGGCAAACAGAGUGGGCGUAGUAAGAAAUGGAGAGAGAUGCUGAAGUUGCCACCAGUUAGUCAUUGUGAAGGUAUUAGAUGCUCAAUCGAAAGAGACUAUAACCAGCUUUGUGACAAACAGCCAAUAGGAAGACUUCUCUUCAGACAAUUCUGUGAUUCCAGACCAGAUUUGAAACGAUGCAUUGAAUUUCUGGAUGCAGUGGCAGAAUAUGAGGUAUCUUCAGAUGAAAAGCGUAUAGACUGUGGCCUGAAAGUUUUAGAGACGUACUUCACUAAUGGGUCUGCAGCACACUUGCCAGAAAUACCUCAGGAAACAGUAAAUGAAUGUAAAGCAAGACUGGAAAAGAACCCUUCUAAGGACCUUUUUAUUGACUGUACUAGAAUUGUCCAUGAAUACCUAAGCAGAAGACCUUUUGAAGCUUACCAAGAAAGUGUGUAUUUUUCCCGUUUUUUACAGUGGAAAUGGCUGGAAAAGCAACCAGUAACCAAACACACAUUUAGGCAUUACCGAGUACUAGGCAAAGGUGGAUUUGGAGAGGUGUGUGCCUGUCAAGUACGGGCAACAGGAAAAAUGUAUGCUUGUAAAAAGCUAGAAAAAAAGAGAAUAAAGAAGAGAAAAGGAGAAUCAAUGGCUCUGAACGAAAAGAGAAUUCUAGAAAAAGUGAAUAGUAGGUUUGUAGUUAGUUUAUCCUAUACAUAUGAGACGAAAGAUGCCCUGUGUUUAGUAUUAACCAUAAUGAAUGGAGGGGAUUUGAAGUUUCACAUAUAUAAUAUGGGAAAUCCUGGCUUUGAUGAAGAAAGGGCUAUUUUCUAUGCUGCAGAACUGUGUUGUGGUCUGGAGGAUUUGCAGAAGGAGAGAAUUGUUUACAGAGACUUGAAGCCUGAGAAUAUACUCCUUGAUGACUGUGGACAUAUCAGAAUUUCAGAUCUUGGAUUAGCUGUGCAGAUUCCAGAAGGAGAAACAGUCCGAGGACGGGUUGGGACUGUUGGUUACAUGGCUCCAGAAGUGCUCAAAAAUGAAAAGUAUACAUUCAGUCCGGAUUGGUGGGGUCUUGGGUGCUUGAUUUAUGAAAUGAUUGAAGGACAGUCUCCAUUCAGGAAGCAUAAGGAAAGGGUCAAACGGGAUGAGAUUGACCGGAGAGUAAAGGAAGACCAGGAAACAUAUUCAGACAAGUUCUCAGAGGAGGCAAAAUCCAUCUGCAGGAUGUUACUUGCUAAAAAUCCAGGGGAACGACUGGGUUGCACCGAAGAUGGAGCUGCUAUUGUAAAGCAACAUCCUAUAUUCAAGAAUAUUAACUUCAAGAGGCUGGAAGCUAACAUGUUAGAACCUCCGUUCUUGCCAGAUCCACGUGCCGUAUAUUGUAAAGAUGUCCUGGACAUAGAGCAGUUCUCAACAGUAAAAGGAGUGAACCUGGAUACUACAGAUGAUGACUUCUAUUCCAAAUUUGUUACGGGUUGUGUCUCAAUCCCUUGGCAAAAUGAGAUGAUUGAAACAGGAUGCUUUGAAGAUAUCAAUGCAUAUGAAGCUGAUGGUACUGUGUCACCAGAGAGAGAGAGGUCUCCUAAACCAAAGAGAGGUUUCUUUCACAGACUUUUUAGUGGAGAGGUCUGCUUUAAAUCUGAUUGCAGUGAUGAUGAGCAGGAGUCCUCCAGACUUUAAAUCAUUUUACUCUCAUCAGAAAGGAUGAGCAAACUUUAAAUGUUUUAUAUCUCUGUAGCAAAGUGUAUUAUAUAUAUUUUUUAUCUGAGUUCAAGGAUUUUUGUACAUUUGUACUUCAUUUGUUUUAAGAUGUAUAUUUUCACUAAAGCUUAAUUGUACAAAAAGCAAUGAGUGCCAUUUGAGUGAGUGUGUGUCUGUAUUUGAUUUACCUUGAUUUUUUUUUUCCAGUGGAACGAGUCUAGAAAUACUAAAAGGAUUUUAAAGCACAGAGAUAAUAUCUAUGGCAUCAAUGUAACUUGAUGUUGUAUGCUCCUGGUAAAAGUCUUCUUGUUCGUUAGGAUCUUUAUUAGCAGUUUUCUCAACAGUAAAAUUACUGUAUUGAUAAAUUUCGUAAUUCUGGUAUUAUCCAGCAGCAUGGCAGUGCUAUUACCUAAUAUAUCUCUCAAGCAGCUGCUAAGGAAAAAGGAAUUCAGUGCACUGUGGCCAGCUAUUAUGAAUUGCUCUUUACUCUCUGGCUUUGUAGAAUGUCCUUCUGUAUUUCUAUAUAUAGAGAAUUCUGAACAUUUAGCUUAAUCCUGUAACAAACUGUAUUACCCCAUUCUUCUCCUUUCUACCCAUCUUACACAUCCUCUCCAUACAGCUUCUUGGCAUGGACCAUGCAAGUAGACCUAUGCCAAAGUUUUAUAACUGUAUUUUGAAUACUUUGUUGUCUUUACUAAAAGGAUUUCUUUUUACCUGUGGGGACAUCUGUUUAUUUUUUUUCUGUAAAUGAAAAUAUUUACAACUCCAUGUAGGAUGUUACAGUUUUAUAAUGGGUUAAAAAACAAAGCAUGGACUCUUCUUACUAACCUCCUCUGUGCUUAUUAUGUUGUAAUAUGCAAUGUUGUAGGGUUGACAGCACUCACUGCCACUGAGGGAAGGACAAGGUAGUAUUAAGUAUCAAAUUCACUUAUGUAAAUAAUCUUUCCUUAUAACCUUUAAAAACUUAAACAUUAAAACCUGCCUUUAAUGAUUUCUGGAUGCAGAUGUGGAGCUGGUAUUGAGGUUUUAGUUACUAUUACCUGAUGUUCAUUAGUAAAACUAAUUCCAGAUGCUUGAAAGCUUGUCAAACUUCCGUUCUUCUGGACUUAAAGUAUGCCAGACUUUCUUUUUAUUUUGUAAAGUUUCCAGUAAAACUAUUAAUAUGUGUAUGAGAAUGAAUUUAGAGAACACAUUUCAUUAAACGCCUCCUCUCCUGUUUUCAGAAUUUGUUAGGGACUUGAAAUAUAAAGAACGCUUUUUGAGUUGGAGGCAUGACUUUUGUUACAUAUUUUGUUCUGUAUUCUGAAGACUCAUCUCCACUCAGCAUGCAUUUUUUUUCCUCUCAAAUCUCUAGGGUGCCAACCAGACCACACAUGUAUUAUACACACAGAGCAACUCAAUAUCCCUCUACCUCAGAUAGGUUUCUGCUUGUGAUCUGCAGACCCAGUGGAAGAAACUUAAGCUGCUUCUGAGAAACUCCCAAGAUACAUUUGAUACUCAAGCUUAUUGUCAGGUUUUAAUUCAAAGUAUUUUGUCCCUAGUGGCAAAUGUUUUAAUGGGUUAGAAUUUGAAAAAAGUUGGAAAACCAGUGUGUUACAAAAUCCUACUGGGGCUGAGCUGGUUUCUAUCUGAAAUUGUUCCUCUUGGCUACUGUGCCACAUAAAUGAGAAAUGAGACUCUUCCUAUGUUUCCAGCGCUUUUUUCCUGAUGUCUGAAACAGCACAGAGGACAGCAAAAUGACUGCCAUAGAAAGUACAAAGGGAGAAAUUGGCAAGGAGAAAGUUUGAAUGAAUUACUGGAGGACAGUCUGAUGCAAUAGUGAAGGGAUGGGAGGCUUGACAGAGAAAUAGCUGAAGUAGGGGUGUUGGCUGGAACUACUAUGUGUGAGACAAUGAGCUGGCAUGGUCUGACCUGACCCUCUUUAUUAUAUACCACAAUAACAGAGGGACUCCAAAAAGAUGGGAACGGAGAAAUAGUGACGUUACAGAAGUGUUUUAUAAAUACCUACCUGGUUGGAGAAGUGAUCAUGUUUCUCUGAGUAAGGGGGUUAAUAUGAGGUGACAGUCUGGAUUUAAUGCCUGCUUAGAGCAACUUGAAAUUUGGGUAAGAAUACCAUGGACGCAAGUUGAGUCAUUUUUAUGAAGAAAAUACAGGAAUUGGCUUUAACAAAUAAAAAAAAAUAUCUGAAAGUCUAUUUAUCAUGUAUU
Egretta garzetta (little egret) is the source of this 3932-nucleotide messenger RNA. It is a transcript of the gene GRK4, whose product is annotated as G protein-coupled receptor kinase 4. Gene Ontology annotation, biological process: regulation of signal transduction; signal transduction; protein phosphorylation. The transcript is spliced from 16 exons. The record is from RefSeq and is a predicted model, not a curated record. NCBI's taxonomy places the organism in Eukaryota, Metazoa, Chordata, Aves, Pelecaniformes, Ardeidae. Gene Ontology annotation, molecular function: ATP binding; G protein-coupled receptor kinase activity. Gene Ontology annotation, cellular component: cytoplasm. Bases 82 to 1704 code for a protein of 540 amino acids.